ACCGACGUAGUAACAUGUGGACCAUCAUUUUCAUCCCCCAAAGAAUAAUUUUCUCGUUUCUUGGAAAUAAAUAAUAGUAUUUGCUGGGGGGGUGUUUUUCACGUGACACUUUUCAAUGUGUACAUUUCUUAAUCUGAUCAAUUAUCUUCCCAAAGAAGUCAUUUUUGCUUCUUCGAAAAAAAAAAAAAAAAAAUAAAACCAUGUGAAAUUAAAUAAAUUAUUUAUGUGAAGAAAUGGCUGCUACUACUGCAUCAGAUGUUGAGGAAGAAAAGACUAGACAAGAAACGAAGAAAAAUAAUUGGUCAACCGUUGCUGUCAGUUUACCCCAACUGUUGGAUCUUGCUCUGGGAACACCAGAAGUCGGUGCAAUUAAUUUGAACAUUUUACACAAUUUUCUUCAUGUUUUAUUGCAACAAAUGAAUCUUAGAACAACUAGGGUUGAAUUUCGUGGAGAUGAUGCCAAACGAAUUAAGAAUGUGAUAGCUUCAUCUAAAUCUGGUCCAAAUAUGCACCUUUACGAGAACAUAAUUGUUAAUGGAUCUAAUCAAAUAAAACAACGUUUUCGUAGUACAGAUCAAUUUGCAGUAAACAUUGACGUUAUCAAACAAGAUGAAAACAUUGUUGGAAAAUCGGCCAGUGCACCUGUUUCACCUCGUAAAGAUGAACAACAAAAAACAGUUGAUUCUUCUGAUGACAAAAUGAAAGAUUUUAAUCAAUCGAUUAGUAUAGAUUUGGAAAAUAAUAUGGACAGUCGUGUUUCUGUCGAACCAAUUGUCAAUGGUUUAACUCCAACUGCUUCUGCUUUUAAAAAACUUGAAGAAAACGUCAAACGUCUUGAGAAACAAUUCGAAGUAUUGCAAGAAUUGUCAACUAAUUCUGAAUUAAUUGAACGAUUGAAAGGUAAUCUUAAGGAUCCAUUAACAGACGUUUGGAAUAUUAUUAACAUUAACAAAAGACUUGAUGCAGCUGAACAAGGAAUCAGUAAGCUUACAUCGAUGAUCCAAGAAGUAAUUAAAAAUGAAAAAAAUAUUAAAAGUGUUGCUCAUCACAUGACACAAACUACGAAGAGAACUGAUAAGAAGAUUAUAGAUACUAAUGUUGAAGAUGUAAUCAUAACCGAUACUCAUAAACCUGUUCCAGAAAGUAAAGAAAAGGAAGAUGAAAGAACUGCUAGUAAAAGUGACGUAGAAGAUGAGAUAACUGAUAUUAAAGACAAUUUCAUUCAAAUAUGUUUAGAAAGAUGUCAAGAUCUUGAUACAACCCUGGAUAAUGAGAUAUACAAAUUGCACGUUGAAAUAAGUUUAUUAAAAGAACACCAAGAACAAAUAGAUACAGAAUUGAAACAAUUAUCAACGAGUAUACCACACCUUGACAAUAAAGAUAUACCUCAUAUGAUAGAAAAAAUGCAAAGAUUUUUAAACGUUCAUCUUGAGGAACGUUUACAAAAAAUAGAAACAAAUAAUAGUCUUAUAAUGGAUACUAUGAAAAGUACAAAUCAAUUAACACAAGAUUCAGAAGUAAACGAUCUUCAAAAUAUGAUUUUAAAAAUAGAAGAAAUUCAAGAAGAUAUUGGAAAAUUAAAUGAAACUGCUAAUUAUCUUAUGAAUGAUACGUCAAUUCGUAAUGAGAGUCUAAACAGAAUGCUGGAACAAUUAAAAUAUUUGCAAACAAUGAAAGCUGAUAAGGAACUCGUUGAAAGUAGUUUAGCUGAUAAAGCUGACACUGAUACUUUAAACAGAAAGGUUUCACACGACAAAUUUGAUACUGCCUGUAACGAUUUAACACAAGAAAUACAACAAGCUAUGGAACAGAUGAAUCAACAAAAUUCUGUUAUGGUGGGACAUGUUACAGAGUUACAAAAAGAGAUAGAAAAGAAAGUAAAUAAAAUCGAAGUUGAACCAUUAAAAACAAGUGUUAGUAAGCAAUUUAGUUCGCUUAGGGAAAAAGUUGAAAAAAUGAUCAAAGAAAAACAGGAAAAGGAAGCUGCCGCUACGAAGAAAAAGCUCAGCGGAGUACAAUGUUUAUCCUGCAAUAAAGACACAACUAUGAGAAUGGAAGAUAUUAGAAGAUACGAAUCACCUUUUAUACCACCCCGUAGAAGCAUAAGACCUUAUCUGACUUAUGAAUUGGAUCAAAUUAGAAAGCAACAAAAACCAUGGUCUAAUUUUAAAAAUAUGAAAAAAUACGAGGCAGUAAUGGCAGAAUUUAUGAAGAGCAAAUACACCGAUGUAAACAAACCGUCUAACGAACAAUCAACUAGCGAUGAUGGUUGCAAUCGUUAUUGCGGUGGAAGUCAUACGAUUACAACUCCUCAACAAAGAGUUAAACAACCAGUGUCGUAUUUAAAUGAAAAUCUUGUUGACUUAAUGAAAUCUUAUAGGAAAAAGCAAUCACAAAAGUUUACACCAUAUACUAGAAAAUUACCUGAGGAAUGUAAAUUAAAUCGAAGUCAAUCAUUCCCGUCGAAAGAUUUUUGUAUCAAUGAACCAUCUUGUUCUUCAAAAGACGUUAGUCCAUCUCCUGAAGAUAUAACUUGUCCUAUGAAGGACGGCAGUUACAUGGAUUAUCCUCUUUUGGAAAAGUUAGCUGCUAAUAAAGAGGAGGAAAAACAGCAUGAUUCUUCAAAACCAUCUCAGCCUAAUUUAAGUCAAUCAAAUAAAUCUAAUGAUAAAAAAGCAUCGCAAUAAUUCAAAGUGUCUUUCAAUUCGUAAGAAUAAUUUCCAAUGGAACGGAUUUGAAAAAGAAAAAGGCAAAAUUAAUGGAAUGAGAAGAGAAUAUAUAAAAUUAAUAAAAUGUGCCAAUGAGAGAAACUUCAUAUCAAAGUGAAAGCUUCGAUCAAAAUAUGAGACUUUUUAAAUACUACGCAAUCGCAUGAACAUAAAGACGAAUAUGAAUAUUAAAUAAUUUCGUUUUUGCUUCUAAAAAAAA
Polistes dominula (European paper wasp) is the source of this 2928-nucleotide messenger RNA. RefSeq lists its product as uncharacterized. Lineage: Eukaryota; Metazoa; Arthropoda; Insecta; Hymenoptera; Vespidae. The record is from RefSeq and is a predicted model, not a curated record.